UUCUAGAAGUACUGUAUUUAAGGAUGGGACUGCUGAUUGAAUAUGGAAAAUAGAUCACUACAGUCUCCAAGUUUGUGCACUCAAUACCUUUUACAUGAAUGCUAAAUUCACUUGCAAAAAAAUCAUUAAAAACAACUCCAAAUUCUAGUGUUUACACUCACAGCCCUAAUGCCUUCAUAAAGUCUAUGUAUAGUAAACAAUAUCCUAACACACCUUUAAUAAAUAGGUGACAAAUGUCUUAAAUGUCUUGUAUAUUUAACUCUUAUUUUCAAUAUGCAUUCUGAAUUCCAGAUAGAAAAGCCAUUAAAAAUUCUGAAUUACUACUGCCCAUUGAUUUGAUUACUUCGUGCCUCACUAUGUGCCUGUAAUUUAUAAUUAGCAACUUUUUUUUCCUUUGUCUUAAAUAGGUUAUCUUUUAAAAAUAGUGGGCCCUGUUAUGCACUGUCUUCUCAGACAAAACUCCUUGAAGUCUAUAAGAGUUUUACCUUGAUUUAAAAGUCAAAUCAAUAAAACACAAACUACUUGCUUAAGUUUAAGCACAUGCAAAAGUCUAUCCUUAUUCAGCAAAACUCCUAUGAGUGUGCUUGCAUACUUUGCCAAAUCAGGACCUUGGGGAGUGAGGAUCAGCCUCAGAGGGAAGUAAAAAACCAAGAACUAAAGGUCAUCGUAAAUGCACUUAUCCAGUCUAUUAAGAAACUUGCUGAUGUGAUGAUCCUGACCGUUUUCUGCUUGAGUGUUUUUGCCCUUGUAGGCGUCCAGCUCUUUAUGGGUAACUUGAAAAUGAAAUGUGUCCGUAACAAUACUGCAUUUGAUCAGAAAUUAUGUGAUGAUGCCAAGAUAAGUCAUGUAAAGGAGUCAGAUAUCUGCUACAGAAUGAAUAAUUCCCAGGAUGUAUUACUGUGCGGAUUCAGCUGGGAACUUGGCUCCUGUCCAUUGACACAUGUAACCCUUCUGCCAGGCGGAGUCGGCAACAACAAGGGCCAGGUACAAUAUCUAGAGGUUCGUACAGAAGAAAAUCAGUUUGAGCUCCCACACAGUUAUCUGGGAAAACUUAACACCACCCUGGGAGCCUCUAAGAGUAAGGAAUGUCCAGAGAACUAUUCCUGCCAGAAAAUUGGGGACAAUCCUGAUUUUGGCUACACAAGCUUUGAUCAUUUUGGCUGGGCCUUCCUCUCUGUUUUCCGUCUGAUGACACAAGAUAACUGGGAGCGUCUAUAUCGACAGACCAUCCGAACUUCUGGAAAGCCCUACAUGAUCUUUUUUCUGGUGGUCAUCUUCCUGUGCUCAUUUUAUCUCUUCAACUUGAUCCUGGCCGUAGUAACCAUGGCAUAUGAAGAGCAAAACAAUGCCACUCUUGCUAAAACACAGGCAAAGAAGAAAUUGUGUCAGGAAGCUGAGGAACUACUAAGGAAAGAGCAGGAGCAGAUAUCAGCAGACUCUGUAAGCAAUCCAGUUCGAAGACAAAGGAUAAUGAGCGCAACCAAUAUUAUUGCCAAUGCCACAAAGUCAAAACAGAAAUGUCCUUCAUGCUGGAAUCGCUUUGCCCAAAAAUAUCUCAUUUGGGACUGUUGCCCACUGUGGAUACAACUCAAGGAGAAAGUGAAGCUUAUAGUAAUGGAUCCAUUUACUGACCUCACUGUCACUGUUUGCAUUGUGGUGAAUACCAUCUUCAUGGCACUAGAGCACCAUAAAAUGACAAAAGCUCUUAGGAACAUGAUUAUUACAGGCAACAAAGUCUUCACUGGAAUUUUUACAGCAGAAAUGAUCUUCAAAAUCAUCGCUCUAGAUCCCUAUUACUAUUUUCAGCAGGGCUGGAAUAUUUUUGACAGCAUAAUUGUUAUGAUAGGCCUAAUAAGCACAAUUUUGGAACAAAAUUUGACAGUUUUCAGAUUGCUGCGGAUCUUCAAAUUGUCAAAGUCAUGGCAAGCCUUAAAUAAACUUGUGAAAAUCAUGUGUCAGUCAGUUGGUGCCUUGGGUAGUCUUCAACUGGUUUUAGGUAUCACUGUAUUUAUUUUUGCUGCAGUAGGAACGCAGGUUUUUGGAAAAUGUUACUGCAACAGCCCUAAACUAAGCACAGACGAUUUACGCUGGCAUAUGAUUGACUUCUUCCAUUCAUUCCUUAUUAUAUUCCGAAUUCUAUGUGGAGAAUGGAUUGAAACCUUGUGGGGCUGCAUGGAAGUAGCUACGAAAGAGCUGUGUCUUCCUUUUUUCUUGCUGGUCCUGGUGGUAGGAAACCUAGUGGUGCUUAACCUGUUCAUUGCCUUGCUGCUGAAUUCCUGCAAUACUGAUGAUCCAGCAACACCAGAUGAAGCUGAAAAGAGGACCAAGCUUCAGCUUGCCUUUUCUCGGAUUCGCAUGGGUCUGCAGUUUGUGAUACACAUAACAGGGGAUUUGUGUUGCAAAAUACUCAGACAAGGGCUGAAAACAAUGACCAACACGAAGGUUACGGUGAAAGUUACCGCACAGAACGUUGGUGGGAAUUACCAUGCCGCUAUAGAUAUGGGGGAAAAUUACACCGAUAAUGGGAUUUACCAAAACAAAGAGAAAUCCCCAAUGGCAAAGGAGUAUGAGGAUUUUAUGACCAAUUCUAACACAUUUGUUUGUGUCCCCCUUGCUGAGGCAGAGUUUUACAGUGAGGAUUAUGAUGAUGAGAAUAGCACAUAUACUGAAAUGGAAUAUACAGCAAUGCAGGAAAACGAACUAAAGCAUAGGAGAGAGAAACGAAAAAGCUCAGGGGUCUUAAGUCAGGCCUCUGGGACUUCUGAUACCAUAAGUAUGUUUUCCACCAUUACACAGAAGGAAAAACAAACAGAGGAAUUGGCGGGGAUCACCCAAUCGACUGAAAAAUUAGAUGCCCCUAAGGACUGUUUUACAGAAGGCUGUGUCCAAUGUGCCUUAUGCUGUGCAGUGGAUAUCACAAAGUUUCCAGGAAGUACUUGGUGGCGAUUUAGGAAAACCUGCUACCGAAUUGUUCAGCAUAGCUGGUUUGAAACUUUUAUCAUAUUCAUAAUUCUCCUGAGCAGUGCAACUCUGGCAUUUGAAGAUAUUUACCUUAAGGAAUAUGCAACCAUUCAAUACCUUCUGGUGCUUGCCGAUAUAAUGUUUGCUUACAUCUUUUUACUGGAGAUGUUUCUGAAAUGGGUGGCUUAUGGUUUCCAGAAGUAUUUCACAGAUUUCUGGUGUUUGCUUGAUUUCUUUAUUGUAUGUGUUUCAUUUAUAAAUGUUAGCAGCCAGGAAAGACCAGAAUUAUGUGCCAGCCAAAACAUCAAGUCUUUCAGAACCCUGAGGGCAUUGAGGCCCCUCCGAGCCUUAUCCAGAUUGGAAGGGAUAAAGGUAGUUGUGUAUGCCCUAGUAGGAGCUAUCCCUUCCAUCAUGAAUGUUAUGCUUGUCUGCCUUGUUGUCUGGCUCCCAUUUAACAUCAUUGGAGUGAAAGAAUUUCGUGGAAAGUUUUGGAAAUGCACUAACAAAUCAAGUGAUUUGAUUGAUCAAAUUAAAAGCAGAAAUGACUGUGAAAUCCAUAAUCAGAGUCAAUCCUUAAAAUGGGAGAAUGCUAAAGUCACCUUUGAUCAUGUUGGGAUGGGGUACUUGGCUCUUCUACAGGUGGCAACUUUUAAAGGCUGGAUGGACAUUAUGUAUGCUGCAGUGGAUUCACGUGAUGUAGACCUGCAGCCAGUAUAUGAACACCAUUUAUACAUGUACUUGUAUUUUGUGUGUUUUAUCAUGAUUGGAUCUUUUUUCAUGAUGAAUCUCUUCAUUGGAGUUGUUAUCAACAAUUUUAACCAACAAAGGAAAAAGUUAGGAGGAGAUCAUGUCUUUUUGACAAAGGAACAGAAAAAGUAUUAUAAUGCCCUGAAGAAACUUGGAUCCAAGAAACCCCAAAAACCCAUCCCACGGCCAUUGAACAAAUACCAAGGAUUUUUUUUUGACAUUGUAUCAAGCAAAGCUUUUGAGAUUACCAUUGUGACUCUCAUCUGCCUUAACAUGAUCAUUAUGAUGUUGACCAGUGAAGACCAAGAUAAAAAAAGCAAGGAUAUUCUUGAGAUAAUCAACAAGGUCUUUGUUGCCAUAUUUACUGGAGAGUGCAUCAUGAAAAUACUGGCUCUAAGACACUACUUCUUCACUGAUGGCUGGAAUAUAUUUGAUUUACUUGUUGUGAUCCUUUCAUUAGUUAGUGUUGGAGUUGCUGUUGUUUUAAAGUCUCCGUCAUUGUUGAGAAUCAUUCGUUUGGUGCGGAUUAGCCGAAUCCUCAGACUAAUACGGCAAGCCCAAGGAAUUAGAACUCUCCUUUUUACAUUAUUGAUGUCCCUUCCUGCUCUGUUCAAUAUUGGUCUCCUGCUUUUUCUGAUCAUGUAUAUUUAUGCUAUUUUGGGCAUGUCUUUCUUUGCCUGCGCUCAUUGGGAUGGUGGGAUUGAUAACAUUUUCAACUUCCAAACCUUCGGUGGCAGCAUGCUCUGUCUCUUCCAGAUCACAACAUCAGCCGGCUGGGAUGGCUUUCUUAACCCUUUCUUAAGGCCAAGAUCUGAUUCUUGCGCUCCAAAUUUAAAUAUACAACAUAUAGACAAUACUUCUUGUGUAAAUAGCUCUGUAGCAAUUAUAUAUUUUGUAAGUUAUGUCAUUAUAUCAUUUCUUAUUGUUAUAAACAUGUAUAUAGCUGUUAUUUUAGAGAACUUGAAUGUUGCUACUGAGGAAAGUACAGAGCCUUUAUGUGAAGAUGACUUUGAUAUGUUUUAUGAAAUAUGGGGGAAGUUUGAUUCUGAGGCGACUCAGUUUAUUGAGUAUUCUGCACUUUCAGACUUUGCAGAUGCUUUGGAAAAACCCUUACGUGUAUCAAAACCCAACAAAAUUCAGCUUAUAGUAAUGGAUCUUCCUUUAUUUAGUGGCGAUAGGAUCUACUACUGGGAUAUUUUGCUUGCUUUUAUCAAAAGAGUGUUAGGAGAAUCUGGGGAGAUGGACAAACUAAUGAUGGAGAAUAAGCUUAAGAUUGCCAUUCCAUCCAAGCUUGCUUAUAAACCAAUCACAACUACCCUUAGAAGAAGACAAGAGGAGCUUUCUGCCAUUAUUAUCCAAAGGGCCUUCCGGUCCUAUUUGAUUCAGUGUUCUAUGAAACAGGGCUCUUUUUCAUACCAACACAGAACAUGUGAGGGUAGCAUCUUUGAAGAAGAUGUAUCUGAGAAGGAAGGUAGCCAGUUAGAUAAAUCACAAAUUGCAUCUUCCAUUUCUUUCCCUCCAUCUUAUGAUAGUGUCACUGGGGACACUAAUGAUAACUUGCAGGUGACAAUUACAGAGUCAAGCAAAGCCAAUUAACUUAAAUGGAAAUAACCUUUUGAUUUCAGAAUAUAAUACUGUAACUUAACAAUAAUUAUAGUAGUCUUUAUUAAGAGUUGAUGAUUGCAUAAUCCUUACAAUGAUGAAUUUUUAGCUUUGCGAGUUCUCCCCAACAUGAGUAGGAGUUACGCAACUGAGUUCUAAAUAUUAGUUGCAAAUCAAACAAUGGCAAUUUUAUCUUUAGCUACUGAAGUAAAGUUUUCAACUUACUAUUAUACAAGAUCAUACCAGUUAUAUCAGUGGUUGCAUAUAAACAUAUUAGACUGUAAAACAAUAAAAAGCCUUGCUGUAUACAUUUAUUUUGAGUAAUACAAGUAUGUUUGUUAAUAGCAUUAGAUGACCUUGUGUUUGUUUAAAAAACAUGGUUUAUUGCAGUAAAAGGCAAAAUUUACUGUAUAUGUUGAAUGGUAUUGCCUAAUUUUUAUAUUUAGGCACCUAAGUAAAAGUGGCCUGGUUUUCAGAUUGCAGAGCACAUGCAUCUUCCACUCACUUCAGAGAAAGUUAUUGGUGCUCAGAACAUUUUGAAGAUCAAACUGUAUUUAUUUAGGUGCCUCACUUUAGGCAUCUAGAUUUGAAAAUUUGCCCUUAACCCAUCUGUAUCCCAAUUUGUUAGAAAAGGUGUGUGUGUGUGGGGGGGGGGGACAUGGGGGCAGGGGAGAAGGCUAUAGGAUGUUGUGUGGAUUCAUUAAAGUUUUUGAAGUGCUUUGGAAAUAAAAAGUGAUGUAUAUGAUUUUUCAUCAUCAUACUGCAACCAACCUGUCACAGAAAAUAUUACCUGGUAAUCUGAUGCAAAUUCAAGGCAUGUGUAUCUAGACAGAAGAUUUUGGGAGUAGCUGUUUUUCCCUACUGGCUGUGAGAUAAGUGUGAUGGGUUGGAUCACAGAAACCCGUUUGGGAGCUGCCACCUGAUGUGCCAAGACUACUUCUACCCCUGCUUUCCCUGCCAGGUCAGGACUCCAGCACCCUGUCUUGCUGAGCCAGACACUCCCAUCUGCUCC
Messenger RNA from Mauremys mutica (yellowpond turtle), 6322 nucleotides. Its product is annotated as sodium channel protein type 5 subunit alpha-like. NCBI's taxonomy places the organism in Eukaryota, Metazoa, Chordata, Testudines, Geoemydidae. Gene Ontology annotation, molecular function: voltage-gated sodium channel activity. The transcript is spliced from 22 exons. Gene Ontology annotation, cellular component: voltage-gated sodium channel complex; plasma membrane; axon. Gene Ontology annotation, biological process: membrane depolarization during action potential; sodium ion transmembrane transport; neuronal action potential. The record is from RefSeq and is a predicted model, not a curated record. Bases 541 to 5304 code for a protein of 1587 amino acids.